This is a messenger RNA of Paramisgurnus dabryanus, 5199 nucleotides long. It is a transcript of the gene prrt1, whose product is annotated as proline-rich transmembrane protein 1. Lineage: Eukaryota; Metazoa; Chordata; Actinopteri; Cypriniformes; Cobitidae. The record is from RefSeq and is a predicted model, not a curated record. Gene Ontology annotation, cellular component: membrane.
CUGCCUGUGAAAACCCAGCUUAAGUCAUUUUUUGUGAAUUUGUUUUCUAUAGAAAGUAAUUCUGCAUAAUGUACAGAACAUCUUUAAUAUUGGUUGAGUAAGGUCAUGUCAAAGAUUGAAAUCAAUGAGCGAAAUCAAACUUUUAGAUUAUGAGACUUUAGCCUGGAUUGACAGAAAAGGUCACAUUCUUGAUGUGCUGUGAUUUUUCUCAUUUGCUGCAUCUUUUCUCUGUUAAAGGCGGGGUGCAUGAUCUCUGAAAGCCAAUGUUGAUAUUUAAAAUCACCUAAACAAACACGCCCCUACCCCAAUAGAAUGUGGACCUUAUUUUGAUAGACCGGCCCCACACAUAUGCAACCCAGGCAACAAAGUCGGUUAGUAGACACGCCCCUUACUGCUAAUUGGCUACAAGUGUGUUUUCGUACUCGGCCCGACUCCCUUUUCGAAAGUGUUUUUCAAAAAUCAUGCACCCCGCUUUUAACCUUCGUAUUGACCUAUAGAUGUAACCUUGUGUCAAAAUUAACCCAUAUUGGAAUUCUUGCCGGCAUAGUCACUUUUUUAUGUUUGUAACUAGUUCUUGAAAUAUGGUUAUUUCUAUAAAACAAUAUUAUAAAAACAGGCAUUUGCUUUGUUUAGAUUUUGUACCACGAUGGUAGUUAUUUCAAAUUCUAUAAUGAACGUGCCUUUCUCAGAAAUAAUUAAGGAAUAAUUGAUGACGCGCCGUUAAUUGCACACCCAAUAUGGUCAUGCCGUUACACCACGGGCGUGCAUUAUUUUCAAAUAAUUCAAAGGACCGGAGUCAAUUAUUCCGCUUAUACCACAAACAUUUGACAGGUCAGUUGUGGGUUUAUCAGAAUGUAUGCAUACCCAUGGAACAUUUCUCAAACAAUCAGAAUAAAGCAUUUAACAGCCCCGUGUUAUAAGUAAGGACUUAUUGAUGACGGCCCAUUGAAUUAUUUAAAAAUAAUGCACACCCAAGGUGGUAAUGGGGCAUGACGUGAAGCGGAGUCAAUUAUUCCCCUUAUACCACAGUUACCACAAACAUUGCUCUGUUGCCUAUUUUUAAGAUAUUUGACAUGUUAGGGGUGCGGUUUACAGAAAAAUAAUCAACACCCAUGCAACAGUUAUUAGCCAAUCAGAAUAAAGCGUUCAACAGCCCCGUUGUAUAACUAAUAUAAGUUAAUUUGAUGGAAAUUGGUUACAUAUUCAUUUCUAUUACUCUAAAUAAUAUUUUCUGGAAAGUGAGUUUUGUGAUGUUAAGUGUGAACCAUUUAUUUCACCUUGGGUGUGCAUUAUUUUCAAAUAAUUCAACGGCCUGUCAUCAAUUGUUCCUUACUUAUUAUUGGUAUUGUAAAACCAUGAAUGAUCUAAAGCUUUUAGAAUUGUAUAAUUUAAUUAAUUAAUAAUUUCAUUUAAAAUUUUACUCGUUUAAUUCCACAGGUUUUUUGUGGUAACAAUAAUUAUAAAAACCUUGAUAUCUUUAAAAACUAUAACAAAUGAAUGGAACGUUCUAAUAACGUUUACCUAACGUUUUAAUAACCAUACAAAUGAAAGGUAAAAAGGUUGUAAUUAAAUGUUUUCAAUAACGUUCUUAUAACGAACGUUUUCCUUUAUAACGUUUAAAAACAACGUUUCUGAAACCUAAUAGAAACGUUAUUACAACAUAAAAGCUGGGAUGGUACUUUGGUGGAAAGGUUACUAUGGUAAUCAGUUGCGAGAGCUGUUUGGUAUAUAAUCUUUUUGCCUUUAAUUACGACAUUUGAUUAUCAGUAAUUAUUUAUUUAUACACCGUUAAUGUUACGGUGGUGUGGUUUUGCUGUCUCUUUAAGACAGCGUAUUCGUGUUUAAUUCAGUGUGGCGUUAGUUGAAACCUGCUGCUGCUGCUGCUGUGCUGAUGUGGAUGCUGCAGUCGUCGGACCGUUAAUGAACAUUAAGCGAUAUUCAGUGGAUGUAUCCUCAAAUAAUCCAUUCUUUAUACAGCAUACACGAGUAUUUAAACUGAAGAUGCGUUGUAAUUAGCCUUUACAAAUCAUUACCAUCGUCUGUUGUGAUUUAAGACGGACGGACUGGUUUGGAUUUUCUCUGAGGGGACAACGUGCACAUCGCCAAAACGGAUAAAUAAACACCAUGUCGUCGGAAAAACACGGACUGGAGGAGGCAGCGGGGAGGCAGGCUAUGUCUCAGCAAAUGACACAGAUGGCUCCACCUCCAUAUCUGCCCUCCCAGGACCCCAACAUGCCCUCGCAUCCUCCUCCACCUGGCUGUGGCCCCCAGCCCAAUUACCCCCCUCCCCCUCCUCCUCCGGGAUCAGACGGGUACCUCCAGGAGACCCAGUUCCACUGCGGCACCCUCGGACCCCAGGGAGCUCAGAACGGUUACACGGUGCAGACGCACGGACCCGGCGGCACCGUUCCUCAUCCUCCAGUGGGCUAUUUACAUCCAGGAUACCCCCUCCAGCUGCAACCCUGCACGGCCUACGUGCCCGUUUACCCUAUAGGAGCAGGAGGACAGCCUUACCUGCCCAACGGUGCCCCCCACCCAGGUGUUGCCCCUGGCCAGAUGGCCAUGCACAUGCCAAAUGGCAUAGCUCUGAUGGAGCCUCGUCGCCCACCUCACGACUACCUGCCCAUCGCAGUCCUCACCACAGUCUGUUGCUUUUGGCCAACAGGAAUAAUCGCUAUCAUCAAAGCCGUGCAGGUGCGUACUGCUGUUGCUCGAGGUGACAUGGUGACGGCGGAGAUCGCGUCACGCGAGGCACGUAACUUCUCCUUCAUCAGUCUGGCAGUGGGCAUCGCCUCUAUUGUGCUCUGCACCAUCCUUACCGUUGUGGUCAUCAUCGCCUCUCAGCACCACGAUGAAGACUGGGAGCCCUAAAGCCGCCCAGAGGAACCCAUCUCCCCCCUCCUGCCCUACAGACCCCUGGUCACCAUUUUCAGCCGGUAUUCUGCUUAUUCUGCCAUACAAGCACAGAUAUGAGGGCUUAAGCCAACAUACCAUAAUCGUCUGUUAGUUAAUAUUUCAACCAUUGUACAUGUAUUAGUUACAAGACAGAUCAAUGGUAAGAUAAAUUUGAGCCUGGGGAUCACAACAACACCUCUGCACUGUAAACGUGCACAUGCGUACUCAUAUAAAUAUACAUGGACACUCCUUCCCCCCCCCAAAAAAAAACCUGUAUUAGAUCGAUAGCUUAUUAUAGUGUACUAAAGUCAGGUCCGAUGUGUUACCAUUUUGCUCUUGGAAUUGCAAAAAAAUCAAGGUAUUACAGGAACAAAAUAGUAUAUACUGAUUAUUUUGGUAUUAAUAAUCGAUGUUCAAAACAUUUCGGCCCGGUUUCAAAGGCAAGACUUCUCAGACAGCAGACGGUUCUGGGCCGGAACUGCACUGGAUCCGUACCGGAGCUGCUGACUUUGGCGCGGAUCCGGUGUUGGUCUGCCCCGGAGUCAUCUGCAGAUUUAGCCAGGCCUUAGUUAUAUUAGGCCCUUUACGUAGCUUUUAUACAUCUGACUUAGAAAAAACAUCACUGGUGUGCAUCAUGAGACAAAACAAUGGCACUGAUAUAUUUUAAGAUACGUCAGGGCAAGCUGUUUUCAGUUAAGAAAGCUUAAAAAUGCAAGUUUAGGCCUUGUCUGUGAAACUGGACUUUCAUCUUUAAUUUAUGCCAUUAAUCUCAUCAACCUGUAUUGUACCACAGAACCCAGCAAGCAAUUUUGCAUUUUAAAGACGUCUAAUAGCCAUUUAACUCUUACGAAAAUUAACCAUGGUUUUAUUGUUUGGUAAACGUGUAGUAACCAUGUUUUUUUUGGUGUAUUGAUUACUAUCAGCGAAUAAAGGGUUAUUUUGUGGUAACCAUGGUUUUACUACAGUAAUAAUGUUUUUUGCUUUUAACCGUAGUUAAACCAUGGUUAAUUUUUUAACCAAGGCUAAACCAAGGAAAGAUUUGAGCUCUCAGUAAAAAUGAAGAGAUGUCUAAUCAUAGCCCAAAAAUACAUUAAAUAAAAUAAAUAAGUAAAUGAAACCAAACAGCAUGUAAUUGCUGUUGACUUUGCUUAGAUGAAGUUAUUUAGGCAGAAACCGCAUUUUAAGUUUAUUUUGGCUAGAAGUGGGUUACUCGUAUCCGGACUAUAUCGGGUUUAUUAGUUAACCUAGACGGUGAAAUGACAGCUAUUGCUUGCUGGGAAAUUAUCAGCCUGAUCUCACGAGAAUUCGUACGUAUUUUAUGAGUUGGCUAAUUCAUAUGAAUUCAUACAAAGUGAAUCGUGCAAAAACUUAGGAUUCUCAUUAAAAAAACAAAACCUAACCCCGCACCUAACCCCAACAUAACAGGGGUCAAGGCCAUUCAUACAAAAACGUACAAAUGUGGUCGUAUGAAUUAAUACAAAUUAGCCAACUUGUAAAAUAUGUACGAAUUCUCAUGAGAUGGCGUUGCAAAUGAUAAAUUAUUGAUAUGUCCGUUAAACUGCCAAAUUUAUUCGCUGAAGAUAUGAAUAAGUAUUGAAAAUGUAAAAGUGUGUGUUGAUAUUUUAAAUGACAUAGAUUUUUACAGUGCAUACUUAAGGUAUAGAUUAUAACACUACAUACUAAAAUGCAUAAGCUUAAAUGCAUCCAGUUUUUCACACUUGCGUGACAGUGAGUGAUAUAGACAACUGUAAAAUACAGUAAACUUUUACAUUUUCCCAAAGGAUCUUUUACAUUACAUUUCAGUAGUAUUUAUAUCAGUAUUGUUCGCUUUUUUUCUGAUAUCUAAGGCCAGAAACUCUACACACAAGUACAUGAAUUUACCAUGCAUUUUUGCAUUCCUCUGGCUGUAAUAACAUCACGACUCGAGGGAUGCUAAGUUAGCUGAACACCUGACAGUUUAUCGUAAUUUCUUCUAUAGCCCCCUUGUUAAAUAAAAUGAAACUCCAGUUGCAACGUGAAAUUGAGUUUUUGUAGCUAGAAACGUUUGCAGUCGUGUACUUGUGUGAAGCUUGUUUCAGGCCUAAGUGUUUUCAAAUGUUCUGAAUUUAUUCAGUGUAAAGUUUAUUCAGAUAUACUGAAAUCAUUUACUGUAUUGUAGGAUGAAAUUAUUGCUUCAUAACGAACUUUUCCAAAAUGGCUUUUCAUUGAUGGAAGUCAUGGCAUUUCGGUGGUGUGAAAUAUUGUAUUAUUUAUUGUUUAAACACUAAAUUAUUCACUUGUGUAUUAAACUUCUGUAUUUAUUGA